Molecule: messenger RNA, 2101 nt
Organism: Erinaceus europaeus (western European hedgehog)
Lineage: Eukaryota; Metazoa; Chordata; Mammalia; Eulipotyphla; Erinaceidae
Gene: NKX2-3
Product: NK2 homeobox 3
Exons: 2
Coding region: 201-1313 (370 amino acids)
Biological process (GO): cell differentiation; regulation of transcription by RNA polymerase II
Cellular component (GO): nucleus
Molecular function (GO): DNA-binding transcription factor activity, RNA polymerase II-specific; RNA polymerase II cis-regulatory region sequence-specific DNA binding
Source: RefSeq, a predicted model, not a curated record
CCCUGCAGUGGCUGUAACAAAACCCAGACCCCCGGGUCCCGGCCAAUGGAGGCGAUUUAGACUGGAGCAGGACCCCGUCUGUCAAAAGCCGGACUCGGCAGCCACAGUCCAGUCCAGAAGGAGAGCUGGAGGCGACGCACUGCCUCCCCGCCCCCGCCGGGAUUUAUUGAGUAUUUGGACUGGACAAUUAAGUGGCCCUGAUGAUGUUACCAAGCCCGGUCACCUCCACCCCUUUCUCAGUCAAAGACAUUCUGAACCUGGAGCAGCAGCAGCAGCAGCAGCACUUCCACGGCACGCACUUGCAGGCGGACUUGGAACACCACUUCCACUCCGCACCCUGCAUGCUGGCCGCGGCCGAAGGGACGCAGUUUUCGGACGGAGCGGAGGAGGAAGAGGAGGAGGAUGGCGAGAAAUUGUCCUAUUUGAACUCACUAGCCGCAGCAGCCGAAGGCCAUGGCGAUUCAGGACUCUGUCCCCAAAGCUAUGUCCACACGGUCCUUCGAGACGCGUGCAGUGGGCCCAAGGAACAUGAAGAAGAGUCCGAGGUCGUGAGGGACCGGAGCCAAAAGGGCUGCCAACUGAAGAAGCCUCUGGAGGCGGCCGGGGACUGCAAGGCGGCAGACGAGGGCGACAGGCCGAAGCCGCGCAGCCGCCGGAAACCCCGGGUGCUCUUCUCGCAAGCGCAGGUCUUCGAGCUGGAGCGCAGGUUCAAGCAGCAACGGUACCUGUCGGCGCCUGAGCGCGAGCACCUCGCCAGCAGCCUGAAGCUCACGUCCACGCAGGUGAAGAUCUGGUUCCAGAAUCGCAGGUACAAGUGCAAGAGGCAGCGGCAGGACAAGUCCCUGGAGUUGGGCGCGCACGCGCCCCCACCGCCGCCGCGCCGCGUGGCCGUGCCGGUGCUGGUGCGGGACGGCAAGCCGUGCGUCACCCCCGGCGCUCAGGCCUACGGAGCCCCCUACGGCGUGGGCGCCCAAGCCUACUCCUACAACAGCUUCCCAGCCUACGGCUACGGCAACUCGGCCGCCGCCGCCGCUGCUGCCGCCGCCGCCGCCGCCGCCGCGGCGGCGGCCUACAGCGGCAGCUACGGCUGCGCGUACCCGGCGGGCGGCGGCGGCGGCGGCGGGGCCUCCGCGGCGGCCACGGCGAUACAGCCCGCCUGCAGCGCGGCCGGCGGCGGCCCCUUUGUGAACGUGAGCGGCCUGGGCGGCUUCGGCGGCGGCGGCGGCGGCGGCGGCGCGCAGCCUUUGCACCAGGGAGCCGCGGCCGGGGCGGCGUGCCCGCAGGGCACCUUGCAGGGCAUCCGGGCCUGGUAGGGCCUGGGCGGGCGCCUCGCCGCAGCCCGGAGCCGCGAGACUGAAGUUCGAGGAAGGACGGAUCCAAGGACCAGGUCCUCUCGUUAAAAAUAAAUAAAUAAAAACAUUAAAAAGGAAAAAAUGUACACAGGACUAGUACCCCAGAGGUGAGGAGCGCAGCUCCAAGAGGCCUGGGGCUCAGGGCGAGGAGGAUGCAGGGCCCGGUGGCCGAGACUUGUCUUCUCUUGUCUUCUCGACAGAACCACUGGCUGGGUGUGCGGAGGUCUGCUGCCCCGCGCAUUGCCCAGCGGGUAGUACGGGCUGCCUCUCACUUCUCCCAGAGCGGGAAGGACUCCUCUCCCCGGGCCUUUCCGCAACCUCCGCGAAGCGCUGGCAAUGCACCCAAGGACAACAUUCUUUUUAAAAGCAUGAAGGAGAGAGUCUGCAAGCUCCACGGACCCUCUGUCCCCUUUGCGCGCCUAGGGGGAGACUCCCUCAGGGGUUUUUCCUCCGCCCACCCCCUCGCCCUCUGAGGUAGACAACGAGGCGGCAUCGCGGCUGUCAGGGGGUGCGGGACUCAGAAAAACCAGCGAAGCGAUACCAGAAAUUGUGGGGGGGGGGGUAAACAAAUCCGGGAUCUGGUGGCCCAAGGGAGGUGUUACCCGGUUUUCUUUCUGUUUUCCUAUCUGUACUCAGCACAUAUAAUAUAUAUCACUGUAUCCACACGCCGUGUACACACCCGCUGCCAUGCACUACAGGAGUCAAUAAACAAGGUGCAAUAUUUCCAAACUCUAGGCCUCGACAGAUUU